UCUCUGGCAGCGAUUUCUCCCACCGCCUCCUGCGACGACAACGAUGCUGACGCCAUUUUGACGGUGACCAGAAAGUGGGGCUCCUGAGCACAGGAAGAACUUGCCAUUUAGGAAAGGGGGAAAAAAGCAAUAAAAGAAAAGAUUCUUUUUAUUAUUUUCCUCUCACCAGAAAUGGCCAAUGUGCUCUGUAACAGAGCCAGGCUGGUUACAUACCUCCCAGGAUUUUACUCUUUAGUCAAAAGAGUUGUAAAUCCCAAAGCUUUUUCUACUGCUGGAUCUUCAGGUUCAGAUGGGUCUCAUGUAGCUACUGCGCCCCCAGAUAUAUGUUCAAGAACUGUGUGGCCAGAUGAAACUAUGGGACCAUUUGGGCCCCAGGAUCAAAGAUUUCAGCUCCCUGGGAAUAUAGGUUUUGACUGUCACCUCAGUGGAACAGCUUUGCAGAAGAAAAGUCCAGUUCAUAGAACUUUGCCUGAUGUCCUAGCAGAGCCUUUAUCAAGUGAAAGGCAUGAAUUUGUGAUGGCACAGUAUGUAAGUGAAUUUGAGGGAAGUGAUGCACCUGUUGAACAACAGGAAAUUAACAGGGCAGAAACUUAUUUUGAAAGUGCCAAAGUAGAAUGUGUCAUACAAACAUGUCCAGAGCUACUUCGAAAAGAUUUUGAAUCCAUGUUUCCAGAAGUGAAUUCUGGCAAACUAGUAGUACUAACUGUAACACAGAAAACCAAAAAUGAUAUGACCAUAUGGAGUGAGGAGGUUGAAAAUGAAAGAGAAGUGCUGUUAGAAAAGUUUAUAAAUGGUGCUAAAGAAAUUUGUUAUGCUCUACGUACUGAAGGCUAUUGGGCUGACUUUAUUGAUCCAUCAUCCGGAUUGGCAUUUUUUGGACCGUAUACAAACAACACUCUUUUUGAAACAGAUGAGCGUUAUCGACAAUUAGGGUUUUCUGUUGAUGAUCUUGGCUGCUGCAAAGUGAUUCGCCAUAGUCUUUGGGGUACCCAUGUCGUUGUUGGAAGUAUCUUCACGAAUGCCACAGCUGACAGUCGCAUUAUGAAGAAAUUAAGUGGAAACUAGGUGGCAGCUGCAUUAUUUGUAUUUGCCACUUUGUCUAUAAAUGGUGUAAAAAGUCUUCAGUUUUUUAAAGUACUCAUUUCUAGGUUUAAAAAAUAUUUAUUUCAGCGUCUGUAAACUUAAGAGUUUGUGAUUUAUGAGAUUUUCAAAAAUUGGCAAUUGUUCACUCAUAUUUCUGUUUAAUACAUGUUAACCACCUACAUUGUAUAAAAAGCAGUAAUUCAUAUGGAUUCAAGGCUUGAUCCCAUAUUACAUGUUUAUGGAGAGUUUUAGCUAUUUUUCCUUUAUGUUUGAAAUUUUCAGGUUUACUUACAUCCUUCCAAAAAUAAAUCACAGGUUAAGAAGAUGAAGAUGAUGUUUCUUUUCCCAUUGUGAUGCUUUUCAAAUUUGUUUCUGAAAACUUUUAAAUUCAGAUUCAUGUAAAUCUUAUCAGGUUGCACAAUUUUGGUAAAUUAUAGUUGUGAUAUAUAGAUUCAGGUUAAGAAUCUUUCUCCAUGUUUACUGGAAAAGCAGUACUUUUUACUACGUUUUUAAAGUUGGUCUUCCUCUAAUCUAAAACUUUUAAAGUUUUGAUAUUUUCCUCAUUUUCACUCUGUAGAUAUUUACUUUGUGUCAAGGUGCAUACAUCAACAUCAUUAUGUAACCUAAAAUGUUUUAGGCCUUGGGUUUAAAAACAAGUGGCAGAAUAUAAACACAUUUCUUUAUUAUAGACAAUUUUUAAUUUGUUUCAUUUGCCAAAUCUAUUUUUGUGAUCCAAUGAUAAAUUGAAACUGCUGCAUGUUACAGAAUAAAUACCUCAGCCAAUGACAGAACUUAUUUUUUGAUAAUAUAAACUUGACAAGACUAAUCUUGUAUCAUUGGCUUUUUGCCAGUAACUGCCGUGAAAAUAAUAAGAAUAUGUAACUUAUGCCAGAAAGUAUUCAUUGCCCUUCUAUCUUGGGUUCCUCCUGUAGUUGUUAAAUAGGGGUAUCAAAUACCUAUUUAAGAACUGACCCACAGAAAUGACAAAAUAUAGUAUUACUCUGCUUGAUUAACACUUAGCUUGGUACCAGGUGAUGUUCAUGCUUACAAGGAAAGUACUUAAGUUAUCACUUAUUGUAAAGAAAAGCAAUGAUUCUCUUUUUUUCUGUACUGAACAGUACAGUCAGUAUUUUUUAAAUGGGUUGCCAGGUAAGAGGUUGGAGAAGAUAAUCCCCUAAGUUCUCUUCCAGCUUUUAACAUUCUAUAAUUCUAGAUAUUAAUGAUUCAAAUACAGAAAUCAUCCCUAAUAAGACUUCUAAUGAACUCCCAAGGGUCCAUGCUAUGAGGCUACCUAACUGUAUGGUCCUUUUCUUCAGUAAAUAGUCUCCUAUAUGCCAUGUGUUUUUAAGUAGUUCCUGCUACUUCAUAUUUUGCCUAUCUUUUAAUGCGUUAGUACCCCCUAAAAUACUAUUUUUUCCACUCUUUGCUACUUUGAUCUGCCUGUAUUCUUCAGCUGGAGUUGAUUUAUCAUUUCGUAUAUUUCUCUUGUCAUGUAUCAGCACUUCUUUCCAAAAAAGAAGCGCCCCAUUCUGGGAAAAGAGGUUUACUGCUGUCUUUGUGUUAGAUAAACAAAGACUUGAAAAAAUAUUUGUUUUAUCUAUUUUGUUUUUGAUGCAAUUACCAGCAGUAUGACAAAAAGCAAGGACUUUUUAUACAGAGUUGAACGCUAAAAGGAGCAGUGUUUUUACAAAGUUGUGAUAUUUAGAUAGUCAACAUGAAGACAAACUAUGAGUUCUGUGAACCCAUACCCUUACACAAGGAAAUAGGUGAUGGUUACUGUGCUAAUAAAUGCCUGUAAAACAACUCAGGUCUUAUUUUUCAUACAUUCCCUUGACUAUGACCCUACAAGUAAGGCUAAGAAAUGUAUUUGCAAGAUUAGUGAAUAUCCAAAUCAACUACUGUUCCAAAAUAGAGCUUCUUAGUUUAAAUUAGUAUUGAUCCAGUGACAUUGACAAGUUCAGCUUCAAUUAUCUUGAAAAUAUUUUUAUACUUUUUUUUUCAUUUUUUUUAUAUGUACCAACUUUGGCAGCUUAAGUUGUACAGUCACCAUUUUAAUACUUUUUUUAAGCUGUAUCUUUGGCUUGUAAGUUUUCUGUAUUAUGCCAAUCUUCUAACCAUACCUUGCCAUAUCAACAGCCAGAAGGUCCAAAUUUGUAUUUAUUUCAUUUCUGCUUUUGUCAUCAUAUAAUAUACAGUGCCUUGACUAUUAAAUGGGGUACUUAAUCAUUUGGUGGACUCGUAGAUAGAAAUAAAGAUCUUAUUUCUUUGUUUUUACAAGUAGAGCUUUUUAUGGCUCUAAUUACACCUUUGUAGUACAUCUACUUUCCCCACACUAUCAGCCAGACACAUAAAUAUAAAGGGGAUGGAAGCAACAGUGUGUCUGUUUUUCCAAAAAUUGUGUCUUUUAUUUUUAAAGUCUAGGAUCUGAACAUUCAAUUGUAUACACAUUAUAGCUUGUCAAGAAAUAUUCUUACUUCUAUUAAAAGAAUAGAAGCCAAAGGAUUUGUGUACAACUUUAGCAUUAAGUUGUCUACAAAUUUAUUUUUAAAUAUGUAGAAAAAUAAAGUAUUUUUCCAUAAAGAUACCAUAAGUAGUUGUAACUCAAGUUGAGUAUUAAUAACUCUUCUUUAUAUAGUCAGUAAUUAUAACAUGAAAUCUGAGUGUUUCACGUCUCUAGCUAUACAGAGCAAGUAGAUCAAACAAGAUUUAUAUUUAUUUUGCUAUGGAAAUUAAAGUGAAUGGCAUAUAGUUUUGGUGAAAGUAUGGUGUAUCAAUUUAUUGGUUUGUACCUAGUUGAAAUCUACCAAAAAAUAUGAUUAAUGCAAAAAAGACCCAAUAUAGAUAGAUCAGCCUACUGGAGUCAAAUGAAUCUUAGUUUUCAGUUUAACCUGUUUACCCACUGGAGAUCUUUAAUUAAUUGAUUGCUGAAUUGUUCAGCUCAAUUCACAAAUAGUGAACUAUACAGAUUACCAAAACUGAAGACUUGGGGAUCAUUUUAAUGCAACUUAUCACCCUGCAAAACUAAUAAAAAUAAUACCUCUUAAUUCCAGGGUGGGGAAAAAAGCCUAGAUUUUGAGCUUACUAAAUAAUACAUUCAGAAGAAACAAUACUCUGUUGUCACAUCUUCUAUAGUAGCAGGGGAUUUUUAUUUUUAUUUCUUUUACAUUAGAUGUUUUAUUGUAUCAAUAUUUGAUUUCUCCUGUUUAUUUUUAAAUAGCUGCUUAGUAAAUCUUUGACCAUCACAUGAGCAGCAAAUAUUUUAAGCAUGUGAUUCUCCACUCUCCUGUCUCAAUUUCUUAACAGUAGCAAAAUAUAUCAUUGCUGCCUCCAUUCAGCUUUGACAUUUGGAGUAGAGCAAACUCUGCUUUCUAACAUUUUAGUCUCAAAAAUUUAAUGGUAUGGCUAAAUCACUGAAAAUGUGAAGUUAAGUCAUAGCACAAAAUAAACUGGAAUUGUGUUUA
This is a messenger RNA of Vombatus ursinus (common wombat), 4544 nucleotides long. RefSeq names its product metabolism of cobalamin associated D (gene MMADHC). Gene Ontology annotation, biological process: cobalamin metabolic process. Bases 172 to 1065 code for a protein of 297 amino acids. Gene Ontology annotation, cellular component: mitochondrion. NCBI's taxonomy places the organism in Eukaryota, Metazoa, Chordata, Mammalia, Diprotodontia, Vombatidae. The record is from RefSeq and is a predicted model, not a curated record. The transcript has 8 exons.